Molecule: messenger RNA, 3632 nt
Organism: Marchantia polymorpha subsp. ruderalis
Lineage: Eukaryota; Viridiplantae; Streptophyta; Marchantiopsida; Marchantiales; Marchantiaceae
Source: the annotation of a GenBank genome assembly
CGGCGCAGUCCCCCGUCGACCCGUCGACCCUUCUCGCCCUCUCACGUGUUCUUCUUCUUAGCACCAUCAUCAUCUGAGCCCCCGCCGGACUCCCCGCCCAGCCCCAGUCCCUGCCCCUCCCCCAGAUUCUCAAAAGAACGCAAGCGCGCUUGUCAUCUCGGGGCCUGUCGUCGUCCUCGUCGUCCUCGUCGAGACCGCGGCAGCGUCCAAGUGUAGCAACCACCGAUCGGACAGAAGGACAGGCACUCCGAGAGAGAGAGAGAGAGAGAGAGAGAGAGAGACUCGGCGCUCGAGCACGAGGAGCGCACGAGCGAGUGCCCAAGGCUGCGAGGCUCGAGGGCGAGGGCGGAGGAGAUGAGGAGGCAGGCACGCGAGCAGGGAGCGCAGGAGCGAAGGAGGAUUGUGGGGAGGGAGCGCAGCUGGAGCUGCUGGUGCUGGUGCUGGAACCGCGAAGGAUAAUUGUGCGGGGGAUUGGAGCGGAUUGGAUACAGGGGAAAUUGGAAUCUGGGAGUCGAGUGGUCGAGACCUCGCUCUGUUCGGGUUCAUGGUGGUGGUGUUGUUGGGGGAAUUCGGGGUCUGAGUGCUCUUAGCUGCGGCAGGGCGGAGUUGCCAAGGUGGUGGUGGUGGUGGUGGUGGUGGGAGGAGGAGGAGGAGGAAAGGGUUCCAGUGGCAAAGAAGUGUGGAUCAAUUGCACAGUUUGGUGAGUGGAAUUUGUUUCUGAUACUCUGUUGCUCGUUGUGCUUUCGGAAUCCACACGCGAGCGUUGGUGAGCAUGAUGUCGGGGUUUUGUGCACGGAAACAGAAUUUGGUUUUGUGGAGGAUGCGUGGAUGCUUGAUGUUCCUUCUAGAUGCGUUUCUGGGAUGGGAGAAAUAGGCCAGUGCGGAUCAAUCUGAAGGGCAUUGCAUGUCGAGCUUCUGUGAUGAAUCAGAAAACGUUUCUCGCUGACUGCAAAGCUACACAGGGCAGUCCACCGAGAGAACCAAUAAUUUUUCGCUGUCGAAUUGCUUGAUUGCAUUCUCCCUCCCGAAGCAAUUUUGGACGGAGAUCCACCCAUCUUACAGUUUUUGUGGAGAUCUCGAAUGCCUGAGGACAGCAAUCUUUCGAAGUGUGGAAGACAGAGGCAUGGAUAACUAUGGGGGUGGAGAUGAUAUGGCAUUGGGGAUUGUGUCCAGAGAUCCAGCAGAACUCUUUGAAUCCAAUUGCUCUACCAUCAUAGUUAAGAGGGAGUACUGUAGCAAGGACGACGAGGAUUUCGUAGACGUGAACGGUCCUUUUCUUUGCAUCAAAAAAGAAAAGGAUGACAUCGAUCAUCCAAUUCUGCUCACCAACGAUGUCGAUACUUCUCAAAUCUUCGAAGUUAAACCUCUUGAUCCGGAAAUAGGUUCGGAGCAGCAAAUUGGGAGCAAUGGCGAAUUGCUGGUCGUUUGGCAGGAGAGGGAACCCUCGGCCGAGAGAGGCAGCGAACGUUUAUGGGUCAGGAAGGAUCCACAAUGUGAAGUGUGGUCGUGCAAAAUGUCUGCCACUUACGGUCACUCCACAGGGCCCUCCCGCUGUUCUCAGCACAGGGAGGCUUGGAUGGUCAUGUUCGGUCACUGUGCAGUUGAUGGCUGCACAAAAUUUGGAGUGGUUGUUUCGUCCGAAGAUGAACCUGUGAGAUGCGAAGCUCAUGCAGCAACAACAGAGGAAACGGUUUUAAGACCGAAACAAACAUCCAGGCCUUUGGAACAUCUUGCAGGCUUGAGUAGAGUUGGUCCAUCGGGUCUUGGUUUAGGGUUAGGGUUAGGAGAUGAUAGCAGGGCGCACGAAGUUUCAUCUGCAAGAUCCCAGGUUUUAGAUUCUGGCCCUGUUAUAGGAGAAAGCUCUGCAAAUGCUCAAGAUGGUCAAGUAGUUGCCGAGAUUGGAAGUGUUCCACCUUCUGGCAAUCAUCCCAGUCCACCUGAGCUGAAUGGAACUCCUCACUUGUCAGUGGAGGCCGAAAUCAACAGGUUGAAGGAGGAACAUGAAGGACUUAGGCAGAGGAUGGUCCAGAUAGAGAUCGAAUUGGCUCGUCUCGAGGGAAGUCGAAAUCGGGAGUCUCAGGCACAGGAAGCACCAGCGAAGAGAGCAGUGCAACAGCGACCUCGUCAGUUAGCAACAUGUCAAGAAACCCCUACGUCGAAAGUCUCAGCAAAUAUGAAUGAUGGAAAAAAUGGGUCGAGUCCAAGUAAUGCUCCGGGGAAGGUAUCGUUGGAUGGUUAUAACUGGCGCAAGUACGGAGAGAUGACUGUCCCGGGCCAUACUCUACCCCGUGUCUUUUAUGGCUGCACGAAUAUUGGAUGCAUCGCACGUAAAAUUGAAGAACGCACUGACGAGGGCAACGUAAGACAUUUCUAUGAAGGGGUGCAUAAUCAUCCUCAACCAGGGAAAAGCUUCCCUCGCCCUGUUUCGAUUCCUCACUGGAAAAGGAGAAAGAGACAUCACACGGUUUGUACAGAUUAAUAUCCUUGUGGUUGAGGAUGGAAGCUUAACUCCAGGUUUUAAACUUUCGGGUUUAAUCAACUCAUUGUGUGCCUGGUCCACAGUUGUGGAGGUGCUUGACGACGGUCAUUACAAAACGAAUAUGUGUUUUCGUAAUAUCUGUGUGGAGAGAAAUCAUAACCUUCAGGUUCAUACUCGUCCAUCCAUGGCAAUUUACCACAAUUUUGACCAAUCCGUCCAGCAAGUUCGUAAAGUUCUCGCUUCCACGAAGUGGAGAUUCAAGAAUGUGAACUCUCGGUCGCCAGGAUCUUCUGGUUUAAGGAGGGACUGGAGGUGACUCUGAGACAGUGCACCUCUGGCUUUGCACAUCGGAACUGCUGGAAACUUACGGAAGUAGUUUUAAACUGAUGAUUCGGGACUUGCUGUACAGUCGAUCAUUCUUUGUAUCAUUCACAAUAUUAUAAUCGUAAUCGUACUUACUCUGGGCAAGUUGCGAUUCAAAAGUUGUCUGAUUAUGGUUGAGUACUGUCGUUUCUUAUAUGCAGCGAUUGUCUCUAUCCAUCGUUUCUAUGGGUGCUAUCGCUAUGAAGAUGAAGCAUCGAAAUGUACCUACGUUUAGAGUAUUGGAAACGAAGUGGAAGAAACAGAUUCCUUCGAGGGAGGUCCGAGAAUCUGUGAAGGCAGACAUGGUUAAAAUUGAAGCAUACUCAGGGGAAUAGUAUAGACAGGACUCAAGGAUCUACUGGCUGAUAUGGAGCCACAGUGAUGUAAAUACUGCAUAUUGGGGGAUAUGGUGCAGAAGGAGAACCUGGGUAUACGUUUGCAGCAGUCAGGAGGAAUGAAAGCAGUGAACUGGCACCAGAAUGCGGGAUUACCAUGUAAGCACAUCUAACAUUUACGUGGUAAUUACAUUGGACGAAGCUGGAUUACUGUCUGUUCGUUCCAGUCCGAAGUUUCUUUGUAUGAGCCUAGUGGCAGUGGUUCAAAACUAUGGCGAAUAAACAAAUGUAGGGAGUAUUCAGAGGCUUUGAUGCCAGUGAAGGGCGACCGAUCGUCUUUGCGGGAGUUGGCAGAUUUUUGCAAAUCUGUUGCCAAAGUGAGUACUUGUAAUCUUCCCACCAGCUGUACUGGAAAUCCCAAAUUUGAAAUGAAUAUUGUUUUCGAAUACAACUUG